GUCACUUCUUCAGAUAGCCACCCAGCUCUGGAAAAUGAGCAUCCUCAAGUACAUCUGCAUUAGCCCCCCACCAAGGCAGGGGUCAAAAACUCAAAUCGUCUACAUGGAUUAAGCAGUGACGUGGGCUGCGUAUGACUGCGACAACCUGUAGAUCUCGUCGCACAAAGAGGGGCAGCAACUAUCCAGAGACCCCAGAAUCCAACAAUAGCGUGUAUACUUCCUUCAUGAAGUCUCAUCGCUGCUAUGACCUGAUUCCCACAAGCUCCAAAUUGGUUGUAUUUGAUACUUCCCUGCAGGUGAAGAAAGCUUUCUUUGCUUUGGUGACUAAUGGUGUGCGAGCUGCCCCUUUGUGGGAUAGUAAGAAGCAAAGUUUUGUGGGCAUGCUGACCAUCACUGAUUUCAUCAAUAUCCUGCACCGCUACUAUAAGUCAGCCUUGGUACAGAUCUAUGAGCUGGAAGAACACAAGAUAGAAACUUGGAGAGAGGUGUAUCUACAGGACUCCUUUAAACCACUUGUCUGCAUUUCUCCUAAUGCCAGCUUAUUUGAUGCCGUCUCUUCAUUAAUUCGAAACAAGAUCCACAGGCUGCCAGUUAUUGACCCGGAAUCAGGCAACACCUUGUACAUCCUCACCCACAAGCGCAUCCUCAAGUUCCUCAAAUUGUUUAUCACUGAGUUCCCCAAGCCAGAGUUCAUGUCCAAGUCUCUGGAAGAGCUGCAGAUUGGCACCUAUGCCAACAUUGCCAUGGUCCGCACUACCACCCCUGUCUAUGUGGCUCUGGGCAUCUUUGUACAGCACCGAGUCUCAGCCCUGCCAGUGGUGGAUGAGAAAGGGCGUGUGGUGGACAUCUACUCCAAGUUUGAUGUUAUCAAUCUGGCAGCAGAAAAGACCUACAACAACCUAGAUGUGUCUGUGACCAAAGCCCUGCAACAUCGAUCGCAUUACUUUGAGGGUGUCCUCAAGUGCUACCUGCAUGAGACUCUGGAGACCAUAAUCAACAGGCUGGUGGAAGCAGAGGUUCACCGACUUGUAGUGGUGGAUGAGAAUGAUGUGGUCAAGGGAAUUGUAUCACUGUCUGACAUCCUGCAGGCCCUGGUGCUCACAGGCGGAGAGAAGCCCUGAGCUGGGGCAAGGGAUCAGGCAUCACCAGGGGCUGUGCCCCACUCACUGCCCGCCCGAGGCUCUGGGAGCCACAGAUGAAACCUUGAGAGAAUUGUGACUCUGUUCCCUGCUCUGCAGCCCCCUACCCUUCCACCUGGGAGCUGGGGAAGGUGUUGGGGGAGGAAGGAGAAUGGAUUUUUAGCUGUCCUUGUCCUCACACAUACACUUGAGGAAAACUUUCAGCCUAGCCCAUCCUAGCGUCUGUCCUCUUAGACAUAGCCCCCUUUCUGGGUGAACUAUGGGCUCUGUGCUCCUCAGGCAAAUUCUGAUCUCUAAGAGAUCCCCAGACCUCACCCAGCCUUUGCCUGUAUCUCUGCCCCUGACUCCACCCUAGAUAAUAGGACAACAAAACUCGAGAUAUUUUUAUUCAUCCUGUUUCAUGCUGUAUGAGGGGGCUGAGUCCAUUUAGUAACAUUUCUUCCCAUAAUGGGAGUGGGGUGGAGGGCCUUUGGGUCCCUGUGCUGUGUGCAUAUGAAGGGAGAAGGGGGUUAGGUGGAGGAGGAGGGCAGAGUGGUUAGCUGAGGUUAUUGCUUCUCAUGGCAAACCUAAUUAAAAUGACGGGAACCUC
Ceratotherium simum simum (southern white rhinoceros) is the source of this 1728-nucleotide messenger RNA. The record is from RefSeq and is a predicted model, not a curated record. NCBI's taxonomy places the organism in Eukaryota, Metazoa, Chordata, Mammalia, Perissodactyla, Rhinocerotidae.